Molecule: messenger RNA, 1084 nt
Organism: Paramecium sonneborni
Lineage: Eukaryota; Ciliophora; Oligohymenophorea; Peniculida; Parameciidae
Source: the annotation of a GenBank genome assembly
AUGGGUAAUUCAAAUUAAAAAUUGUAAGAAGAAAAAUAUGAAAAUGUGAUGAAAAAAUUCAAAUUAAAAGAGUCUUUAUAACAUACUUAACUUGGGAUGGUUAGAAUCUAUAAUUUAAAAGAUGAUAAUGUAUUAUUUUUAUGAUUGAAUAGAAUUAUUCUAUUUUUGAAUUUCAUAAGACAGCCACAACAUCAGAGGAAGCUAAACUUAUGCUAACACAUUAUAAAAAUAGAAAAUGUUAUAACAAUGAUCAUCUUACAUAAAUCUUUUUUAUUUCUGAAUAACAUAGUCAAAUACUCUGUUAGGAUCAAACUUAAUUUAUCAUAAUAGGUGAGUUUUUUUAUAAUAACAUCUAAAAUGAAAUGAAAAAUUAUAUAUAAAAAAAUAAUUCAUUUCCAGAAGCUAGAUUAUGGUAAAUAACCCUAUAAAUUGUGAAUGCAUGUACUUAUCUAGAAACAAAUGGAAGAAAUCAUGGAGAAAUUAAAUCUAAAAACAUUUAUAUACAUCCAGAUUAAAGUGUUAAAUUGAUUGUAUUUAUUCAAAUUUAUAAUAUUAGGAAUACAAUUUUAUAUAUGGUAGUAUGAAUGGAUAUUAGAAAGCAUUAUUAUUGAAUGAUUUCUAAUAUUUAGCUCCUGAAUUAUUGAAGGAAGUGAAAGCUAAGAAAUCAUCACCUAAUAUUGAUUUCAUUAAAGGCGAUGUUUUUGCUUUAGGAUUAACUCUCUUAGAAUUAGCAAGUUUAAACUCUUGUGAAUAAUACUAUGAUUGGAUUAGUAAAGAAGUACAUACAGAUAAAAUUAUUAAAGCAAAUGAUCUAUUGUUAUAGAAAGGUUACUCUACACUAUUUACUAAUUUAAUUUAUUAGAUGAUAUCUGAUGUUGAUAUUAGACCAAGAUUUAGUGAUUUAAAAGAAGUACUAUCUCAUUUUGAAAAUUAAAUUAAUAACAAUGUUGAUUUCUAUUCCAAAUAUUAAAUGAGAUAGAGUAAUUAAUUUAAUAUUUACAACUCUGUCUACACUUAACAAUACUAAAGACCUGGAUAAAUCAAUUAAGCAUAAUCCAUAUAUCUACCUAAUGGAUCAUAUUGA